Molecule: messenger RNA, 1219 nt
Organism: Magnolia sinica
Lineage: Eukaryota; Viridiplantae; Streptophyta; Magnoliopsida; Magnoliales; Magnoliaceae
Product: F-box protein At5g49610-like
Exons: 1
Coding region: 21-1151 (376 amino acids)
Molecular function (GO): protein binding
Source: RefSeq, a predicted model, not a curated record
UGCAUCUGAAAAGGGAAAACAUGAAGUUAUUAGAUGUGGGUGUGAAUUCGAGCAAGGAGAUGAAGAUGAAGAAGAAAUUACCACAGCUUAGAGAGGAGAUGAAAAUGAAUAACAAACCAUCUUCAAUUGGCAAGAUUGCACCACUGAUUCCCUUUGACGUUCUACCUUACAUCCUAGCUCGCAUUCCACCUGCAACAGUAUGUAGAUUUAUUAGUGUAUGUAAGACGUGGCGCGAGCUGAUUCAGAAAUCUUCUUUCAUCUAUAUGCAUCUAAUGUUAGCAAAUAUGGGAUUGAUUCUGCUUUUAUCUUUACCCGAUCGAAAUAGAUUUUUUCUUGAUUUGGAAAACCAAACAUUGUUUUCGAUUGGUGUUGCUGAAUAUUGUAUAUAUGGUUCAUGUAACGGUUUAUUGUGUGUUAGAAGGAUCAGCGAGAAGCUCAGUUACUAUAUAUGUAAUCCUGGGAUACAACAGAUCUUGAAAUUGCCAAAGGUCCGUGAAGGAAAUUGUGACGAAGUUACCGUCUCGUUUGGUUUUAUUCCAUCAACAGACGAGUAUAAGGUCAUGUGGCUCGGAUAUUCUAAUGUCCAUCGAGAGAUCUGUGAGAUUUGUACAGUGGGUAGAAUUUGUAACCCAUGGAGGCGAAUCGGACAGCUACCUAAUUUUGACGGUGAUGGUGUGUUACAUCCUCCAAUUUGUGUGGCUGGUUGCAUGCACUGGAUCCGGCCGAGGAAAAAAAGACAUGGGUUUUCUGAAGUUUUGACAUUGGAUUUGAAAACAGAGAGCUUUAGUAAUAUGAACAUGCCAGGAGGACAUUCGGAUCCUGAAGAAAGUGUUUAUUUGUUAGAGUGGGACCGGCAAUUAUCUGUGGUCAAAAGCAUUGGUGGGUGUUUGAUUAUAUGGGUGUUAGAUGAAAGUAAUGAAUGGAGGUGCAUGAUUGAUGUUUCGCUUAAGUUAUUGGGUCUCGAAGAUGAGAAAGACUACAUCCGCCCUAUUGCCAUUAGAAACGGAUGCGAGCUCAUCUUCUUUUUUGAAGAUUGCUACAUCCGUUCUUUCAAUUUUAGGAAUCAAAGGUUGGAGACAGUUUAUGAGAGCUCUGAUCGAGUUAUAGGCGCUGUACAUAAUCAUGUCAAUAGUCUUGUCUGGUUUGGAUAGAGCUUUGAUUUAGCAUCUUCAAUUCAUUACUUACUGUGUUAUUCAUCUAUUCAUUCUCUAACUUUUAA